AUGUAUUUGGCUAGUCAUACUAGACCGGACAUCAGCUUUGCCGUGAGCUUAUUAUCUAGAUUCGGUUCAUGUCUAACCUUAAGGCACUGGAACAGAGUGAAACAUCUGUUCAGAUAUCUGCAAGGAACAAAGGAUCUCGGUUUGUUCUACACCAACCGACCAGGAGAGAGUUUGGUUAGAUAUGCAGAUGCUGGGUACUUAUCCGACCCACACCAGGCUAGAUCUCAAACAGGUUAUGUGUUUAUACACAGUGGAGCCCCAAUAUGCUGGCGUUCCACUAAGCAAACCUUAGUGGCCACAUCAUCCAAUCACGCCGAGAUCAUAGCCAUGUAUGAGGCAAGCCGUGAGCUUGUUUGGUUGAGGAACAUGACCGGCCAUGUCUUAAGAGAGAGUGGUCUGGCCAUGGGACAAGAGAAAGAAGGGCCAACCAUCAUGUACGAGGACAAUGCAGCGUGCAUUGCUCAGCUCAAGGAAGGAUACAUCAAGGGAGAUAGGACAAAGCACAUCCUGCCCAAGUUCUUCUUCACCCACGACUUGCAGAAGACAAAGGAGGUUCAAGUAGUUCAAGUUCGAUCCAGUGACAACUCAGCCGACCUCUUCACCAAGUCUCUGCCAACCUCAACGUUCAGGAAGCUGGUUCAUCAGAUAGGGAUGCGCCGGCUGAAGGAUCUUCAGUGA
Messenger RNA from Brassica rapa (field mustard), 678 nucleotides. RefSeq names its product secreted RxLR effector protein 161-like. The record is from RefSeq and is a predicted model, not a curated record. NCBI's taxonomy places the organism in Eukaryota, Viridiplantae, Streptophyta, Magnoliopsida, Brassicales, Brassicaceae.